GGCGAGAACACUACUAACUGAGCUACGUUCCUGGCCCAACUGUCCUCAUUUCUAGUGACGUCGGCUGCUACAUCAAACAAGACAGACGCUAAGCACUCCCAUCCUUAUAGGAGGCGCCAUGAUGGGAGACCGCUGUGGCCAGAGAUCAGAGGAAACAGGAUGAAUGGGCUGAAAACGCGGGCCUGUGCCUGCUUGCUCUUGAGUGGGCAGAGCCCCUGGUGAGUGCGAAGAGGCCGAGCCUUAGGAAUGGUGACAUCACAAAGCACAGCUCACAAUGGCUCCAGAACGCCUGGACUCCCCGGCCACUUUCCCUGAUUUAUGUCUGAUUCCUGAAGUCUCUGCACAUGUAGUUCCUGGAGCUGCUAUCUUACAAUGCCAACAUCUCUGAUUACAACUUCCUCCUGGGACAACCUCUUAAACGCUCUUGCUCGCAGCUCAAUAUGGAAUUGGUUACAAGCAACUUUUGUGGGAGAGACUACUAGUGUGCCUCAGCCGACAAACUUGGGGAUACUAGAUAAUCUCGCUCCAGCUGUGCAAAUCAUCCUUGGGAUUUCCUUUUUGACUUUAUUGGCAAUCGGAUUGUUUGCCUUAUGGAAACGAAGCAUUCGGUCAAUUCAGAAAAUAGUGGUGUUUGUGAUCACACUCUACCAACUUUACAAGAAGGGCUCAGAUUUUUUUCAGGCUUUGCUAGCCAACCCAGACGGAAGUGGUCGCCAGAUUCAAGACAAUAGUAAUAUCUUCCUGUCGUUGGGUCUGCAAGAGAAAAUUUUGAAAAAGCUUCAGAUGGUGGAAAACAAAGUGAGAGACCUGGAGGGGAUGAUCGUCGCCCAGAAACCCGCUGCGAAGCGGGACUGCUCCUCCGAACCCUACUGCAGCUGCUCUGACUGCCAGAGUCCCUUGCCCACAUCAGGGUUCACUUCCACAUCUGAAAUGUGAUGAACUUCAAUCUUUUCCAGAAAAGCACUGCUUCCCUCGUGUGUGCAGUGGUGUAUCAAUAAAAUAGAGAACUAUAUUGAAAUCA
This is a messenger RNA of Rattus norvegicus (Norway rat), 1021 nucleotides long. It is a transcript of the gene Tmco2, whose product is annotated as transmembrane and coiled-coil domains 2. The transcript has 2 exons. NCBI's taxonomy places the organism in Eukaryota, Metazoa, Chordata, Mammalia, Rodentia, Muridae. Gene Ontology annotation, cellular component: inner acrosomal membrane. The record is from RefSeq and is marked validated. Bases 373 to 936 code for a protein of 187 amino acids.